AUGGAUGCGCUGAUCGCGCGCCGCGCGGGCUUACGAAGGAGAGGACCCCUAGUGACGCUGAACAAGCCACAGGGUCUGCCGGUGACAGGAAAACCAGGAGAGCUGACAUUGCUCUCUGUGUUGCCGGAGCUGAGCCAGUCCCUGGGGCUCAGGCAGCAGGAGCUCCAGGUUGUCCGGGCACCUGGGAAGGAGAGUUCUGGUCUUGUGCUCCUCUCCAGUUGUCCCCAGACAGCAAGCCGCCUCCAGAAGUUCUUCAUCCACUCCCGGAGAGCCCACAGACCCACAGCAACCUACUGGGCUGUUACCAAUGGGGUCCCAGCUGCUUCUGAGGGGCAGAUCCGCGCAGCGCUGACACUGAAGCACAUUGGUGGUGUCCAUGUUGUGGUUCCUGUGAAGUCCCCAUCCCGAAGGGACAUCCUAGAGGGUGUCAAGAGGACCCUUAGCCACUUCCGUGUGAUGGCCACAGGCUCUGGCUGUGCCCUGAUCCAGCUGCAGCCCCUCACAGCAUUCUCCAGUCAGCUGCAGGUGCACAUGAUGCUACAGCUCUGCCCUGUGCUUGGGGACCACACCUAUUCUGCUCGUGUGGGAAUGGUCCUGGGCCAGCGCUUUCUGUUGCCCGCCGAGAGCAUCAAGCCUCAAAGACAGGCCCUGGAUGACGCCCUCCUCAGAUGCCUCUGCCUGACCGCCACCCAGGCUGCACAGCUGCCCUUGCACCUGCACCUGCAUCGUCUGCUCCUUCCAGGCAGCAGGCCCACUGUUGCACCUGUUGAGCUGCAGGCACCGCUACCCCAGUAUUUCUCCAGGACCCUGCAGCGCCUGGGGCUCUGCCAGGAAUAGUCUCCCUCUGCUGUGAGGCCACGGCUUACAGCCUGGCUCUGUGUCUAGGCAAACUCGAGCGGAUCUUGGGACAUCAGGCAGGUGACUGCUCUCUGGACUUGAAAUAAUAAAAGUGCUUCCCUCGUUGUCUGGUCAUGUUUUUGAGACCUACAUUGACCAGGCUGGCCUCACACUGGUAGUCCAGCCCUUAGCUUCUAGGAUGCCUGAAUGAUGUGUGUACCAGCACCUGGCUCCAUGGUCUGGUUUGGAGGACCUACUGAGUGACUGUAUGUUUACCAUGGACUGUGCUUUCUACCGAAUUGAAUAUUUGACCUUUUUAUUUAGGGGUUUCUCUCAUGAUCCUGGCUAGAAAGAGUUAAGAUUUUUUCCCCAGUACCGGGGAUUAAACUAGCAUGUACUACCA
Fukomys damarensis (Damara mole-rat) is the source of this 1240-nucleotide messenger RNA. It is a transcript of the gene Rpusd3, whose product is annotated as RNA pseudouridine synthase D3. Bases 1 to 837 code for a protein of 278 amino acids. NCBI's taxonomy places the organism in Eukaryota, Metazoa, Chordata, Mammalia, Rodentia, Bathyergidae. The transcript is spliced from 9 exons. Gene Ontology annotation, molecular function: RNA binding; pseudouridine synthase activity. Gene Ontology annotation, biological process: pseudouridine synthesis. The record is from RefSeq and is a predicted model, not a curated record.